This is a messenger RNA of Triticum dicoccoides, 1668 nucleotides long. RefSeq names its product PI-PLC X domain-containing protein At5g67130-like. Gene Ontology annotation, biological process: lipid metabolic process. Lineage: Eukaryota; Viridiplantae; Streptophyta; Magnoliopsida; Poales; Poaceae. The coding region runs from base 219 to 1295 and encodes 358 amino acids. The record is from RefSeq and is a predicted model, not a curated record. Gene Ontology annotation, molecular function: phosphoric diester hydrolase activity. The transcript is spliced from 10 exons.
GCUCCUUUCUCCCCCGCCGCCGACUGCCCCAACGCGACAGGAGAGCCGCCGCCGCCGCCGCCGCCGCUUCUUCGAAUCUCUCGGCCACACCGGCUGCUGGACUGGCCGUGUGGAGAACGGCGGCCAUUUCCGGCGGAGCGGGACCUGCAACCCUGCUGCUGUUUCUGCUUCAUGAAUGCCAGUGUGAGCUGAGGUUGCAUCUCAGCUACAGCUUUCAGAUGGGGGCAGCAGCAGCAGCAGCAGCACUGGUUCUGGUCAUGGCUGGCCUCUUGGGAGCUGCAGCUGCCAGUGUAGGCGACAAGUGUUCGACGAGUGCCGGCUGCGGUGCCGGGCAGUGGUGCUUCGACUGCGAGCCGAAGCUCGCCGGCCCCCACUGCGCCCGCUCCACCGCCACCAACCCCUUCCAACUCGUUAAUAACUCGUUGCCAUUCAAUAAGUACGCCUACCUCACGACGCACAAUUCAUUCGCGAUUGCUGGGGAACCGUCGCACACCGGAAUUCCACGCAUCACCUUCGACAACCAGGAGGAUACAGUCACCGAUCAGUUAAAUAAUGGCGUUCGCGCGCUAAUGCUCGACACAUAUGACUUCAAAGGAGGUGUAUGGUUGUGCCAUUCCAGUGGAGGCAAAUGCAACGAUUUUACUGCAUUUGAACCGGCAUUGGACACAUUCAAGGAAAUUGAGGCGUUUCUUUCUGCCAACCCAUCUGAAAUCAUUACGUUGAUCCUGGAAGACUAUGUUCACGCGCCAAAUGGCCUGACGAACGUGUUCAAGGCCUCUGGUCUGCAAAAGUACUGGUUUCCAGUGUCAAAAAUGCCAAAGAAUGGUCAGGAGUGGCCUCUUGUCAGCGAAAUGGUCACAAGCAACCAGCGCCUCCUUGUGUUCACCUCUGCCAGAUCGAAGCAAGUCACAGAAGGAAUCGCGUACCAGUGGAAUUUCAUGGUUGAGAACAAUUAUGGCGACGAUGGAAUGGAUGCUGGCAAAUGCUCGAACCGUGCGGAGUCCGCGCCCCUCAACGACAAGACCAAGUCACUGGUCCUCAUGAACUACUUCCCAUCUGUCCCAAUGAAGCCGACUGCGUGUUUGCAGCACUCCAGGGGCCUCACUGGCAUGUCUAACACAUGCUACGGCUCAGCUGGAAACCGAUGGGCUAAUUUCAUCGCAGUUGAUUACUACAAGAGAAGCGAGGGAGGGGGCGCGUUCCAAGCCACCGAUCUGCUCAACGGCAUGCUCCUGUGUGGAUGCCAGGACGUCAAGGCUUGCCAGCGAGGAUCUAGUGUAGUAUGCUCUGCCUGAAUCCGGGAGAGCUAGGACAUGUAGCAACUGCACAUACAUAGAACAAGCGGAGAACUGGAGAUGCAUGGUGCGAUGAUUUAGUCUCAAGAUGAGACAAGACAUACUCUUUUUUUCUUUGUGGGUAGAAGAAAUAUAUACUUACGAUUCAGAUUCCCCGAAACCGAAAGUUGAAAAAUGAGUGGUUUCGGCAACGGAUAAAUGGUUAAAAUGUUGGGUAGUGCAUUACAACUGUGAACGUGAUUCGUCAACAUGCUGUGCUCUCGGAGACGUUGUAGUUGUGCCUGGUGGAAUAUUUGGCAUAGAUUGAUUACACAUCAAGUACUGUUGCUAUAUGUUAAUUAUUAAUGGUUUGUCAUUAUGGUUAUUUCUUUCA